This is a messenger RNA of Linnemannia hyalina, 1230 nucleotides long. The record is from the annotation of a GenBank genome assembly. Lineage: Eukaryota; Fungi; Mortierellomycota; Mortierellomycetes; Mortierellales; Mortierellaceae.
AUGGAACGCUACCAGAGUCUGGAAAAGAUUGGUGAGGGCACAUACGCAACAGUCUUCAAGGGCAAGAAUCGAUCGAACGGCGAUGCCGUCGCCUUGAAGGAGAUCCGACUCGAUUCCGAAGAGGGUGCACCAUCGACUGCCAUCCGUGAGAUUUCGCUGAUGAAGGAACUUCGCCACCCAAACAUUGUCCGACUUCACGACGUAAUCCACACCGAGAACAAGCUGACGCUCGUCUUUGAGUACAUGGACCAGGAUUUGAAAAAGUAUAUGGACCAGCAUGGCAACCGGGGUGCAUUGGGACCCAUUGUCAUCAAGGCCUUCAUGUAUCAACUCCUCAAGGGCGUCGCCUUUUGUCACGACAACCGGGUCCUCCAUAGGGACCUCAAGCCUCAGAACCUCCUGAUUAACCGCAAGGGCGAGCUUAAGUUGGGCGAUUUCGGUUUGGCAAGAGCCUUUGGUAUCCCUGUCAACACCUUUUCGAACGAGGUCGUCACCCUUUGGUAUCGAGCACCCGAUGUUCUCCUUGGAUCCAAGACAUAUUCGACAUCAAUCGACAUUUGGUCCGCAGGCUGUAUCAUGGCAGAGAUGUACCUGGGCAAGCCACUCUUUGCAGGAUCUAAUAACCAGGAUGAGCUUCUCAAGAUCUUCAAGGUCAUGGGUACCCCCACUGAGGAGACCUGGCCCGGCGUCACCAAGCUGUCAGAAUACCGCAAGGACUUCCCGUACUACCCUCCAAAACCCCUCUCGACAGUGGUGCCCAUGAUCGACACUUUUGGAAUGGAUCUUUUGAUGCAGAUGUUGAUCUAUCAGCCCCAGCGGAGAAUUACUGCCAAGGACGCCCUGAACCAUGUGUACUUUAACGACAUCCGUGGAUACGCCAAUUUGCAACAACAACAGCAGCAACAGCAGGCCGCAGCUGCGGCAGCGCAGGUCCAGAUGGGCGGUGGCGGUGGCGUUCCAAAUGGACAGAUGAUGGGUCAGCCAUCGCAGCAGCAGCAGGCAGUACCGCUCUCGUCCAACACUGCCCCUCCUCAGCAAAUAGUCUAUCAGCAACAGCAACCACAGCAGCCCAUGGCCCCUCAGCAUCCCCCCCUGCCCUACCAGGUUGUCCAGAUGCAGCAGCAACAGAUCAUGCAACAACAGCAACAACAGCAGCAGCAGCAGCCGCAGCACCAGAUGCCGCCCCAGUCGUACUCUCAACAGCAGCAGCCCAUGCAUCAGCAGUACUAA